AUGGACACAUCAGAAGUCUGGCGAUCAGAAGAUACUCAGUACUGCUUCAGCAAUUUCAAUGGUUCCUGCCCUAAAGCACCUCGUUUCCUAACCACAAGGGUACUGCUGUAUAUUUUGUUUUCUGCUGGUGUGAUACUCACUGUCUUUGGCAACCUUGUUGUGAUUAUUUCCAUCUCGCACUUCAGGCAGCUGCAUACACCUACCAACUUUCUAGUAGUCUCACUGGCUGCUGGCGAUUUUCUUUUAGGACUGUCUGUUAUGCCUUUUAGCAUGAUCAGAACUAUUGAAUCUUGUUGGUAUUUUGGAGAAACAUAUUGUCUUCUUCAUUCUACUUUUGACAUGUCUUUAACCACAGUUUCAAUUUUUCACCUAAUUUUUAUUGCCAUUGAUCGCCACUAUGCAAUUUGUGAUCCACUGCUUUAUUCUGUUAAAAUAACAAACCAAGUGAUUGGAGUCUUUAUUUCAGUAAGCUGGCUUCUGCCCAUCACUUACUCAUAUGGUUCAGUAUACUCAAAGGCAGGGCUCACAGACCACAGCACCCCUUCUGAUUCAUGUCUAGGGCACUGUGUGCUCGUAUUUAAUGCUGUGUGGGGACCACUGCAUACACUCAUUUCUUUCUUCUUACCUUGUUGUGUUAUGAUGGGUAUUUAUGCAAAGAUUUUUCUUGUUGCAAGAAGACAUGCAAGAUUAAUCAGUGGUGCUGAGAAUGCAAAACAAAUAACCGACAAAGGAAAAUUGUCAAACCAUAAGGACAGAAAGGCUGCCAGGACAUUAACAAUAGUAAUGACUGUAUUUGUGCUCUGCUGGAUGCCUGCAUUUGCUGAUGCAGUUGUUGACCCUUUCUUUAAUUUUCCAACCCCAACAAUAGUGUAUGAUUGUCUUGUGUUCUUAGGAUAUUGUAAUUCAGCACUGAACCCAAUUAUCUAUGCAUUCUUUUAUCCUUGGUUUCAAAAUGCUCUAAAACUUAUUAUAUCAUGUGCAAUAUUUCGUCCUGAUUCAUCCACAAUAAACUUGUUUUCUAAAAAGUGA
Molecule: messenger RNA, 1029 nt
Organism: Protopterus annectens (West African lungfish)
Lineage: Eukaryota; Metazoa; Chordata; Ceratodontiformes; Protopteridae
Product: trace amine-associated receptor 13c-like
Exons: 1
Coding region: 1-1029 (342 amino acids)
Biological process (GO): G protein-coupled receptor signaling pathway
Cellular component (GO): membrane
Molecular function (GO): trace-amine receptor activity
Source: RefSeq, a predicted model, not a curated record